AUGGACCCUAACCUGGAGCUCUAUAAGAGCGUAUUGCAUCUUGAAGUAAUAGAAUGCACGCCACUGAAAUACGCCCUGCUUGGCCGAACGACCUACUCUUAUGACGAGGACAAGAUGGUAUCACGCAUUAUAAAUAAUGUCGCAAGCAGUCAGAUCUUGGUUGAUACGAUUGCAUGCUUUGAUCAAGUCACUAAGCCUUUCCGCUUAGACGCUUUAAAACUAGUAUACUGCGAUAUUUACUACGUCGAUGGAGGCAAUGCUACACUACAGGAGAUCUUCGAAGUACGCCUCCAAGAAGAGGAACUUCAAACACCUGCUGAGCAAGCCAGAGAGCUUGUGUGA
This is a messenger RNA of Fusarium odoratissimum NRRL 54006, 342 nucleotides long. RefSeq lists its product as uncharacterized. Bases 1 to 342 code for a protein of 113 amino acids. NCBI's taxonomy places the organism in Eukaryota, Fungi, Ascomycota, Sordariomycetes, Hypocreales, Nectriaceae. The transcript has 2 exons. The record is from RefSeq and is a predicted model, not a curated record.